Nematocida parisii ERTm1 is the source of this 900-nucleotide messenger RNA. RefSeq lists its product as uncharacterized. The transcript has a single exon. The coding region runs from base 1 to 900 and encodes 299 amino acids. The record is from RefSeq and is a predicted model, not a curated record. NCBI's taxonomy places the organism in Eukaryota, Fungi, Microsporidia.
AUGAAUCAAAGUAAAGAAACAACAGUUGCUAAAAGAGUAAAAUCAGUAUUAAUAUACAUAUGCAGCUUUUUGGUAACACAUCCAUCGACUGUAAUUCCCAUUCGAGACAACUUUAAAAAAUUAUACUAUACAAAGCCCCCUCGACAUAUUACAAGAAAUAUUACUGGUGAUGAAGAUUACCUCCUAAAGAUGGAUUUUUUCGGGUUGCUGAUAUACUAUAUAAAGGCUGUUCUAGUUUCAGUUGGCGCUUUAUUCGCAUUUAAUGGAAUGUCUAAAAUGACAAAUACAGUCCUAGAAUUCUUAUUUGAAGCAUACGAAAACAGUUCAAAUAUAUUGUAUAUUAUUCCAAUUGGACUAGUUAAAAUCAGUACAUUUUUAAUUUGGGGAAUAUAUAUUUAUAUAUUCGUAUUUAGAGUGUUUGAAUGUAUAAUUUCUAUAGUUUAUUAUUAUAUAGAUAUUAGACUAUUCUUUUUUCGCAUGAAUUAUAAAAUGAACUAUUUAAAAUCUACUAUAAGAGACACGAUAGUAUAUAUCAUAUUAACAGCAAUGAUAUAUACGGAUGCAGGCUUUAUCUUCUCUGGUAUUAUAGAACUACCAAAUGUUUUAGAAAGCACAAAAUAUUAUGAAGCGAUAGCAACUAUCGUACAAUAUUUACCUAUGCUAUCUGCUGUGGCGUUUAUAACCGUACUCUUAUCUGUCAUGCCUAAAAAGGACACUAUUGAUGACUACAGUAUUAGAAACUGGAUACUUGUUGUAUGCUGGUCUAGUAUAAUUCUAUUAUAUCUUUGUAUAUUUAUAUAUAAAUAUAAUACUAAUAUUUUACUGUACGCUAGCACUACUAUAAAUAUAGUAGUGAAUGAAUUAUCUGAAUGUUUACAUAAAUACAGUAUUAUGAAUUAA